UGUUUUUUAGAUAAUUUUAGAAUAUGUGGCCUUUGCAAAUUUAACUAGAAAUUUGAGAUUUGUGUGACAUUAUUAAUACCUCACAAAAUUUAUCCUUAUUGUUACUGAGUAAAAUCAACUAGCUAGUUGUGUAAAAUCUAGCUACAGCCAUAUACCUUGUUGGGCUUAAUUUUCUGCAUCAAAAUAAUGUUUGUGUUAGAUGAUUUCUAAAGUGUUUUUCUGUUUACAAUUUUUGUAUCCUUCAUCUAAUAAAUUUUUCCAAAUUAUUUUUCAUGUAGUACACACAUGGUCUUCUGAAGAAGCCAUGGGUAGCUGUUGUAGCUGUCCAGAUAAAGACACUGUCCCAGAUAACCAUCGGAACAAGUUUAAGGUCAUUAAUGUGGAUGAUGAUGGGAAUGAGUUAGGUUCUGGCAUAAUGGAACUUACAGACACAGAGCUGAUUUUAUACACCCGCAAACGUGACUCAGUAAAAUGGCACUACCUCUGCCUGCGACGCUAUGGCUAUGACUCGAAUCUCUUUUCUUUUGAAAGUGGUCGAAGGUGUCAAACUGGACAAGGAAUCUUUGCCUUUAAGUGUGCCCGUGCAGAAGAAUUAUUUAACAUGUUGCAAGAGAUUAUGCAAAAUAAUAGUAUAAAUGUGGUGGAAGAGCCAGUUGUAGAAAGAAAUAAUCAUCAGACAGAAUUGGAAGUCCCUAGAACACCUCGAACACCUACAACUCCAGGAUUUGCUGCUCAGAACUUACCUAAUGGAUAUCCCCGAUAUCCCUCAUUUGGAGAUGCUUCAUCCCAUCCUUCAAGCAGACAUCCUUCUGUGGGAAGUGCUCGCCUGCCUUCAGUAGGGGAAGAAUCUACACAUCCUUUGCUUGUGGCUGAGGAACAAGUCCAUACCUAUGUCAACACUACAGGUGUGCAAGAAGAGCAGAAAAACCGAAUAAGUGUGCAUGUUCCAUUGGAGGCAAGGGUUUCUAACGCUGAAAGCAACACACCAAAAGAAGAACCAAGUAGUAUUGAAGACAGGGAUCCUCAGAUUCUUCUUGAAUCUGAAGGGGUCAAAUUUGUUUUAGGGCCAACCCCUGUUCAAAAGCAAUUAAUGGAAAAAGAGAAACUGGAGCAACUUGGAAGAGAUCAAGUUAGUGGAAGUGGAGCAAAUAACACAGAAUGGGACACUGGCUAUGACAGUGAUGAACGAAGAGAUGCACCCUCUGUUAACAAACUGGUGUAUGAAAAUAUAAAUGGGCUAUCUAUCCCUAGUGCCUCAGGGGUCAGGAGAGGUCGUCUGACAUCCACCAGUACCUCAGAUACCCAGAAUAUCAACAACUCAGCUCAGAGAAGAACUGCAUUAUUAAACUAUGAAAAUCUACCAUCAUUGCCUCCUGUUUGGGAAGCCCGCAAGCUAAGUAGGGAUGAAGAUGACAAUUUAGGACCAAAGACCCCAUCUCUAAAUGGCUACCAUAAUAAUCUAGAUCCAAUGCAUAACUAUGUAAAUACAGAGAAUGUAACAGUGCCGGCAAGUGCUCACAAAAUAGAAUAUUCAAGGCGUCGGGACUGUACACCAACAGUCUUUAACUUUGAUAUCAGACGCCCAAGUUUAGAACACAGGCAGCUUAAUUACAUACAGGUUGACUUGGAAGGUGGCAGUGACUCUGACAACCCUCAAACUCCAAAAACGCCUACAACUCCCCUUCCACAAACCCCUACCAGGCGCACAGAGCUGUAUGCCGUGAUAGACAUCGAGAGAACUGCUGCUAUGUCAAAUUUGCAGAAAGCACUGCCACGAGAUGAUGGUACAUCUAGGAAAACUAGACACAAUAGUACUGAUCUGCCCAUGUGAGCCUGGAAAGCAUUAUGUUGUUUGCACCUUUGUGAAGUUUUUAAAAAUGAAGAUGCAAGUGCUUCAUUUUCAUUUCUAAACACUAACUCCUUUUAUAGACUGAUAAAAUUUUUUCUGAAUAUUUCAUGUGCAUCUUUAACUAAAGGGAAUUAAUGUAGAGCAGGUACUCCUUAAAGAACACUAAUUUCAUUAUAUACUACUCAUUGUACAGCAGCAUUCCUGUUUUCACAGUGCCUAUUUAAAAUGAGAGUUGAAGUGAAUGACAUGCUGGUUGAUUUUUAUCAAUAUUAUGGACUUAUGCAUAUCUUUCAUGUCUAAGUCAUGCUUGGCUUUUAAAACUUUUUAUAAAGCCUCCUGACAAUGUGCAUUGCUAACAGAUAACUAUAGGCUUUGAGAGUAAUGCUCAUAGAUUCACUCUUCACAGUAUGUGGCCUCCAGCAUGUAACAUGAGGAAUUCUUUAUUUCAUUAAUUAAAGGCUUUUUGACUUGAGCCAAAACAGAAGUACCACACCUCCUCUAGUACCAGUCAGCUCCUUUGCCUUCAUUGUUACUAGAAAGAAGCCUGUGUCCAUGAAUAUGGUUUGCUGUUGGUGCAUUGAAAGGCAGGAAGGAGACAAGAUUUUCUAUUUACUCAUCUCAUGAUGUCAUUUGAAGGGCAUGUCCAGAUAUCUUACUCAGAAUUAUAAUAGGCUCAAGAAUUAGUCUCAGGUCACUUUACCCAAAAACAUUUGAAAAUCUGAACCACGAUCUCUUGGAAGUUUCUCUCCUAUAGAUUAUUGACAACAUAUUGUUUUCUGGAGGCAUUUGUGCCAUUAGGUUUUCAUUUGUCUUCGAUUUUUUCUUUGGUGUUCGGGAUAUCUUAUUUUUGUUGCCGUAUGUCCUUUUCAAUUUAAAAUGUUUGAGUUUGUAUAUAGUUUUGAAAUUGGACUAUGUGUUCAUUGUUGUUUAGUUUGCAUUUUUGUCAAAGUACGGUUUUGAAGGCUCAUUUGGAACUUACUGUUAUUCUAUAACAGGGUUGCCCUUGUCCAGUAUUUAUUUAUAUGCUGUUUACUUUUCAAGUUGAUAAAAACAGUUUCUCAAUUCUAAAUUUCCUGUGUCCAUAGGUGAUCUAUUUAGCAACUGAGAAAAAAAAGGAAGAUACUUUUAACAUGCAAAGUUCCCUCCAGGCGUACUGUGUUUUCUCCGUGGGCGCUCUCCCAGCACUUUAGCAGUAACUCCCCAGCUGCACGCUGCAGUCGUACUCUGCCUACUCUAGCGUUCCUCAGCUCUGCUGUCCUUUUCCUUGUAGCUGGAUCUUUGAUUAUCCUUUGAUUUCCAUGAAAUGUUAAUAUUGUUGCCAGCAUAGCAGGUACAGUGGAAGUCUUGUAGCAAUGAGAUUGUGUCACAAUUUAGGAUUUAAAAUGAGUUAAAGUUUAUAUAAAUUAAAGAGUCUCCAUAUGUCAAACUCUUGGAAAAUCAAAGAUGUUCCAAUAUCCUAAACACUAGAGAAUACGAGAGAAGGUAGAGUGGGAAAAGGUUAGAUAACCUUGCAAAAUAUUUUACUAUUUUCUCUAAAUAUGAGGAAGUUUGAGAUUAUGAUCUGGAUCUACCAGAUGUAACAAAGGUUAAUUUAGCAUGAAAAAGUUUUAGUCAUAUUAGCAUCCAUCCUAUUCAGUAAAUAAACAAAUCAUAGGACAGUGAUGGAUUAGCAGAACAAUAGAGUGGGAUCAUUAUAAAGAAAAUAAAUUAUUAAAGGUGUCUUUAUCGUUUUUAGUGCCAUAUUUAGUGUCUUUUUUGUAAAUCAGUAUCAGUGUCUUUUAUCAUUCUAUGUGCAUAGCAGGAUUUUCUUUUCCCCCUUUUGUUGCCCCAUGAACUUGGUGCUUAUUACAGUGUUCACUGUUCUCUUAAAAGAGAGCAGUGGUAUAGGUGUGCAGUUUCCCUGAUGCAGGUUCCAUUUUUAAUAUAUUGUUCCACUUAUUCUUUCUUCUAAGUAAAUUACUAAUUGUGCCAAAUUUAUGUAAUAGUUUUUGUAAUGUGAGAUAAGAAUUACAAUGGAACCAAUGCACAUAGUUUUUUCUGAAACAAGCAGUCAAGGCAGAACAUUAAUCUCCAAAUGAAAGGGCUGAUCUAUUUAUUCAUUUUGGAGGUUGGAUACUUUAUUCUUUCUUUCCGUCAUCCUUUUCAUUGUUUCCUUCAGAUUCUAAUUAGUUUUUCUUUUUUUAAGAUAACUCCAAUAUAAUCAUUGCUGUUAAUGCUUUAAAUACUAUGUGCUUUAAAAAUGAAAAUGGGACCAAUUUGUCUGCUAAGAAUUUGAUUUUAGGUACUAUAAGAGUAUUAGGAAGUUAUAUACGACUGGUGUUAAUUUCUAGUUGUCUUCUAGAAAUCACUUGUGUUCCUAUUUAAUAAAAGGUAAUUUAGAAUACUACUUGUCCUUUAGAGUAGUUUAGUAAUGGGCAUUAAGCUGUGUCCUGGAAGGAUGUACCUAUUAGUAGGUGCAUUUUAGAAUGAGAUAUUAAUAUUUUAUUAGCAUAUAAUUGUGGCCAUAUGUCUCUGAUUUUCUGAGGCAGAUCUAAUUUUAGAUAUUCUGUUAGUAGACCAUGUGAUCCUUCUUUUUGGUUUUGGAAAUAUAAUCACUGUUAAUGUUUUCCCUCCAAAUAGAAUACUGUUUUAUCCAUAUAAAUCAUAACAGCAUCUAUCCCAUGCCAGGGUUGGAAACUGAUAUUGGUAUUACCUGUGUUUUUUCUUUGUGUGUUUUAUUUCCCAGUUUCAUCUUCUUUUAAAAAUGAAAAUAUGGUGCCUUCCCUCCCUCCAGGAAGAUUGGCAAAUAGUUCCUUUUAUUUACUGCUGCUGUGGAGUGAUGAGAUAUGCACUUUACUCUUGAAGAUUCAGCAAAAAGCUUUUCACUUCCCAGUAUAUCCAGAAUACAUCACAUCUGGGACUUAGGAAAAUUUGCCAAGCAAUCCUUGUUUUUAUAGAUAUUAAUGUUGAUCCCCCCCAUUCAAUGUUAUAAGAACAAGUCAAGCUAGUGUUUGUUUAUCUCCUCUCCCUCCCCAAAACUGUGGCACAGCAUAUAAAAAUGUACCUCAAUAAUGUUCUAUUAAAAAUGGGACAGGGGCCUUAUGUUUUCAUAAUUUCCCAACAAUGUGCCACCAUAUUUUUGCCUCAAGGUAAAGGUUUUAACAGACUAAAAAGUACUUCCCAAUUCCCUGUGCUAUUUCUAACCUAUGAUGCCCAAGUGUUUUGUGCAAUGUGUAGUGUGUGUGUAUAAAUACAUAUAUUCUUGAAAUAGACAUACCAUCAGAGACAUCAUUCACAAGUAACUGAUGUAUUGGUAUCUCAUUCAUAUUUCUGAUGUGUGAGGUAUAUGGUACUAAUUACCUUUUCCUUGAUGUUUGCCAAAUUUGAAUAAAGACAUUGGUACGAAAUUACAGAAUGUAAAGAAAAUGUUUUUGGCUUGAAAAAUUAACAAAUAUUUUAUGACAUACCACAAUAUACUCUGCCCAAACCAGCACCCUAUCUAUCUUUCCUGUUCUUUACAUCCCUGUUCCCCAUCCCUACUUCCUCAUUUUUUGGGGGUAUAACAGUUCUUUUGUAGCAUCCUUAUAAUUGCAAUUCUAUGGCAAUUGGACAAUUAUAGCAUGGAAACAGACUGGUAUUAAUAGUACAGUAGUCACCAGUGUGCCACAUUUGCAUUAGUAAUGCAAAAUAUACAUUUUAUAAGGAACAAACUUUGUGUUAUGUUUUAUUUUCAUUACAUUGUAUAAUAUUGUAAGAUUAUUGUAUGUCCUAAUUUGCAUUAUAAAUGUUUUUUUCCUACGUAAAGGCAUAAAUAUAGCAACUUUGUAUAAAGGUAGCUUAUUAGAUUUUUAAUUUUUUCUUUUAUAAAAAAUGGUCUAACAGUGGGACUACCAUUGCCAAAUUGUACAUGAAAUAUGAAUUUUACCCCCAUGGUUAACUUCUUUUAUAAACAUUCCAUAUUUCUCUAAUAAAAGAUAUAAGUGAUACUAUACUAUGCAUAAAUUGUAUCUUAAUGCUGUUUCAGAUCAGCAUUUUAAAUUUUGGUUUGCAUUUUUACUAUUGGCAAAACGUAACCACUGUUAAUUAAAAUAAAACCUUGUAUAUGUAACAACAUAAUUUGCCCUCUAUCCCUUCCCACCCUUUGUUCUCUAUUUCUCCCUAUCAGUGCCAACUUCAUACAUUUUGUAGCAUGGCAAUAAAAUGUAACUUUUACACUGAGGCCGAGUGUGGCUUUUUGGAGGAAGUGGGGAUGGGAUGAUUGCUCUCUAGUUGUCCUUUGCAUAUGACUCUCUUUGCUGUAUAAGCCGUGUCAUCAGGCACGAAAAGUUCUCUCAUACACGAUGUAAACAUGCUUUUAAGGACAAGUGUGAAUGUGCUUUUAAACUUAAUUUUUGUCAUGACAACUAAUUUUUUUUUAUCUUUGGAGAAGUCAGAGUUCUUGAAGUACAAUCAAACUUUUAUUAACUGGAGUACUUUUAAUAAGCUAGUAAUUGAAUUUAGUUCAACAAGGGCUAAGCAACACAUUUUUAAAAUCCUUAUUUAUUAUAGAGUAUUAGUAUACUUUACUGUCCUACAAAUUAUGUAAAAUAUGGUUUAAUCUUAGAUGACUUAGGAUUUUGCAAUGCCUUACUGUUGUCAUUUUGGCAUAAAUAUCCAUGAUGAGGUACUCAAGUUGAUACUGGAAGCUGAGCUGACCAUACACUAACCUGAAGCAUUCAUGAAAAACUGCUUUGUUGAAUAAAGUCUGAUUGGAGUUCUUUUCAUGCUCACUUUCCCCUUAUUGCUGAAAGUAGAUUGCAAUAAAAACCCCAAUAAAAAGUUUGGUUGGAUAU
Messenger RNA from Cebus imitator (Panamanian white-faced capuchin), 6660 nucleotides. Its product is annotated as fibroblast growth factor receptor substrate 2-like. The record is from RefSeq and is a predicted model, not a curated record. Gene Ontology annotation, cellular component: cell-cell junction; cytoplasm. Lineage: Eukaryota; Metazoa; Chordata; Mammalia; Primates; Cebidae. The coding region runs from base 200 to 1831 and encodes 543 amino acids. The transcript has 5 exons. Gene Ontology annotation, biological process: cell surface receptor protein tyrosine kinase signaling pathway.